Molecule: messenger RNA, 1900 nt
Organism: Heterocephalus glaber (naked mole-rat)
Lineage: Eukaryota; Metazoa; Chordata; Mammalia; Rodentia; Bathyergidae
Gene: Cyp2s1
Product: cytochrome P450 family 2 subfamily S member 1
Biological process (GO): xenobiotic metabolic process; epoxygenase P450 pathway
Cellular component (GO): intracellular membrane-bounded organelle; cytoplasm
Molecular function (GO): heme binding; arachidonate epoxygenase activity; oxidoreductase activity, acting on paired donors, with incorporation or reduction of molecular oxygen, reduced flavin or flavoprotein as one donor, and incorporation of one atom of oxygen
Source: RefSeq, a predicted model, not a curated record
AUGGAGGCGGCUGGCACCUGGGCGCUGCUGCUCGUCCUGCUGCUACUCCUGCUGAGCCUGACGCUGCCCGCGAGCCGGGCCCGAGGCCACCUGCCCCCGGGGCCCGCGCAGCUGCCGCUGCUGGGGAACCUCUUGCAGCUGCGACCCGGGGCGCUGUACUCCGGGCUGCUGCGGCUGAGUAAGAAGUAUGGGCCAGUGUUCACUGUCCACCUGGGCCCCUGGCGGCGCGUGGUGGUCCUGGUUGGGCACAAGGCUGUGCAGGAGGCCUUGGGAGAUCAGGCUGAGGAAUUCAGUGGGCGAGGAACAUUGGCUACGCUGGACCAGACUUUUAACGGUCAUGGAGUUUUCUUCGCCAAUGGGGAGCGGUGGAGGCAGCUAAGGAAGUUCACUAUGCUGGUUCUGCGGGACCUGGGCAUGGGGAAGCGAGAAGGCGAGGAGCUAAUCCAGGCGGAAGUCCAGCAUCUGGUGGAGGUGUUCCAGGGGACAGAAGGAUGCCCAUUUGAUCCUUCCCUGCUGCUGGUCCAGGCCACCUCCAACAUCGUGUGCUUACUCCUCUUUGGCCUCCGCUUCUCCUACGAGGAUGAGGAGUUCCAGGCUGUGGUCCGGGCAGCUGGUGGUACCUUGCUGGGGAUCAGCUCCCCGUGGGGCCAGACCUACGAGAUGUUCUCCCAGCUCCUGCAGCCGCUGCCUGGCCCCCACACGCAGUUCCUCCGCCACUUGGACACCUUGGUUGCCUUCACUGCCCAGCAGGUGCAGCGGCACCAGGGCAACCUGGAUACCUCAGGACCUGCACGUGAUCUUGUCGAUGCCUUCCUGCUGAAGAUGGCACAGGAGGAACAAAACCUGAGCACAGAAUUCACUGAGAAGAACUUGCUGAUGACAGUCACUUAUCUGUUGUUUGCUGGGACAAUGACAGUCGGAGCUACUGUCCGCUAUGCCCUCCUGCUCCUUCUGAAGUAUCCUGAGGUCCAAAAGCAAGUUCAGGAGGAGCUGAUGCGGGAGCUGCAGGCUGGCCAGGCACCAUGCCUGGGGGACCGGGUCCGCCUCCCUUACACGGACGCAGUUCUGCACGAGGCUCAGCGGCUGCUGGCGCUGGUGCCCAUGGGCAUGCCCCACGUCGUCACAAGGACCACUCACUUCCGAGGAUACACACUGCCCCAGGGUACUGAGAUCUUCCCUCUCCUCGGCUCUGUCCUGCACGACCCUGCAGUCUUCGAGCAGCCAGAGGAGUUCAACCCGGGCCGUUUCCUGGAUGUGGAAGGACGGUUCAAGAAACCUGAGGCAUUCCUGCCCUACUCCUUAGGUAAGCGAGUCUGCCUUGGAGAGGGGCUGGCACGAGCAGAGCUCUUCCUCUUCUUCACGGCCAUCCUGCAAGCCUUUUCCUUGGAAAGCCCAAGCUCUCCAGACUCCCUGAGCCUCCAGCCAGCCGUCAGCGGCCUCUUCAACAUCCCGCCAGCCUUCCAGCUGCAGGUCCGGCCUGCUGACCACCACCCCACUGUGCAGACCAGAUGAAGGAGGAGCUCAGGGAGGUGGGAGCUGCCAGAAUGACAUACCCAGCCUCAGACAGCAUAGUGGACAGGGUGUGUGUCCGGAGCUCCGGGUCCACACCAAAAGCAGCCCAAUUACACCUGCAGCUGUCUCAAGACAACACAGACAGUUGGCCAGGUGUUGGUGCUGGUGUUGACAGUAGUCCCUGUCCCCACCCCCCACCCAUAUACAGCCUCAAGGCCCCUAUUCUGUAUCAAGGUCCCCUCUAGACCCCCUAGAAGAGCUAGAGGACCAAGUGAGGGCCAGCUUCCAAGGCCUACUGCUAGGAAAGAGGCCAGAUCUGACCUCCUUGUGACAUAAAGGUCCUUAUUUUGCAAUAAAAGUUUGUUUCUGGCCCCUGGUCUGGCCCAGA